UCACCCUCCUCCUGACCCCUGGCAGGUGAGCACUGCCCCUGCAGCCACCACUGCCUGAUGGCAUUUGCACAAGUGAGGAGGUCCUGCUCUUCGUGGUCACUGCAGGAAGGUGCUGGUCAUCUGGGACACUGAAACUCUGUCUCUCCCCCGGCUUUAGCAACAAGGCUGGGCACUGCUGUUCACACUCCCCUGCAUGUGCUGAGCAUGAAGUUUUUCUUCCAAUAUGUGGGCUGCUUUUUUGCUUUUUUCUCUGUUGGGCUUUUGAUAAUAUCUACCUGGACAGACUGCUGGAUGGUGAAUGCUGAUGACUCCCUGGAGGUGAGUACAAAAUGCCGUGGCCUGUGGUGGGAAUGUGUCACAAACGUUUUUGAUGGCAUCCAAACUUGUGAUGAGUACGACUCCAUCUACGCCGAGCAUUCUGUGAAGCUGGUGCUGACCCGAGCCAUGAUGAUAACAGCAGACAUCCUGUCAGGAUUUGGAUUUCUCUUCCUGGUCCUGGGACUGGACUGUGUGAAAUUCCUUCCCGAUGAGCCGCUCAUCAAGCUGCGCAUCUGCCUGGUGUCUGGGGUUAUGUUGCUCCUUGCAGGUCUCCCUGGCAUCACGGGCUCCGUGUGGUACGCCGUGGAUGUCUACGUGGAGCGCUCCUCUCUGCUCCUCCACAACGUGUUCCUGGGCAUCCAGUACAAGUUUGGUUGGUCCUGCUGGCUCGGCAUGGCGGGGUCACUUGGCUGCUUCUUGUCUGGGUCCCUGCUGACCUGCUGCAUGUAUCUCUUCAGAGAGACCAGUUCUGGAAGACUCCAUUCUGACUACUCCUUGAGGAAAGGCUAUUCCUCAGCUGCGACCGUCGUAACAAACGCGCAUUUGCCAUCCUCGCCAACAGCCACCUCCAAAAUGUACGCGGUGGACACAAGGGUGUGAGGAGGAGAUGCAGUUGAAUUUGAAGGAUCUGCUGCAUGCUACAUUUGCAUUAUGAGAGCUUCAAAAUACCUUUCAUUCAAGAAAGUAAACUCAGAAGAUCCUGCUUUCUGGAAUCCUCUUGUCUUGAGUGAUGAUGGGCCACUUGCAUAAGCACAGACUGAAAUAACCAACAUAAACUCUUUUCAGCAUUUGUCUCAACACUGUUGUAGAAGUGAGAUAAAUCAGCCAUUUGUGAAUCAGACUGCAGUGCUCUGCAUGAAGAUCCCCAAACUGCAAGAUGGAUCUGUUCCAUGUCUGGCAAUGUGUCGACAGUGUACAGAGGAGAAAAUCCUGGCAAAGGGAGAGACUGACUGUCUGACCAAUAUCUGGACCCCAUGCACUCAGUAUGGGGGUCUGCCCCUCUUACAGGCAGCUGGGGAGCUUUUCAGGAGAUAAGAGCUGUGUUAAAUGUCUGACCCUCUCUUUGGUCCAUGACCCUUCACACUGAGAAAAGAUUGUAAAUACAGGUGCAUUCUUCCCUGAAAAAUACAGUCCUUCUCAGUCAGUGUUAAAAGGCACACUACAAAUGCUCUAAACUCACUGAAAUCUGGAAAUUGCCAGCUUCAUUCUGCUUAAUAAAAACAUUGCUUGGACAAAGUGA
Molecule: messenger RNA, 1558 nt
Organism: Parus major (Great Tit)
Lineage: Eukaryota; Metazoa; Chordata; Aves; Passeriformes; Paridae
Gene: CLDN16
Product: claudin 16
Exons: 6
Coding region: 205-918 (237 amino acids)
Biological process (GO): cell adhesion; bicellular tight junction assembly
Cellular component (GO): bicellular tight junction; plasma membrane
Molecular function (GO): structural molecule activity
Source: RefSeq, a predicted model, not a curated record